Molecule: messenger RNA, 2811 nt
Organism: Prionailurus viverrinus (fishing cat)
Lineage: Eukaryota; Metazoa; Chordata; Mammalia; Carnivora; Felidae
Gene: SLC8A3
Product: solute carrier family 8 member A3
Exons: 8
Coding region: 1-2811 (936 amino acids)
Biological process (GO): sodium ion transmembrane transport; cell communication; calcium ion import across plasma membrane
Cellular component (GO): postsynapse; axon; sarcolemma
Molecular function (GO): calcium:sodium antiporter activity
Source: RefSeq, a predicted model, not a curated record
AUGGCGUGGUUAAGGUUACAGCCUCUCACCUCUGCCUUCCUCCAUUUUGGGCUGAUUACUUUUGUGCUCUUCCUGAAUGGUCUCCGGGCGGAGGCUGGUGGCUCAGGGGAUGUGCCCAGCACAGGACAGAACAAUGAGUCCUGCUCAGAGUCCUCGGACUGCAAGGAGGGUGUCAUCCUACCAAUCUGGUACCCGGAGAACCCUUCCCUUGGGGACAAGAUUGCCAGGGUCAUUGUCUAUUUUGUGGCCCUGAUCUACAUGUUCCUUGGGGUGUCCAUCAUUGCUGACCGCUUCAUGGCAUCUAUUGAAGUCAUCACUUCUCAAGAGAGAGAGGUGACCGUCAAAAAGCCCAAUGGAGAGACCAGCACGACAACAAUUCGGGUCUGGAAUGAAACUGUCUCCAACCUGACCCUCAUGGCCCUGGGUUCCUCUGCUCCGGAGAUCCUUCUGUCUUUAAUUGAGGUGUGUGGUCAUGGCUUCAUCGCUGGGGAUCUGGGACCUUCUACCAUCGUAGGUAGUGCAGCUUUUAACAUGUUCAUCAUCAUUGGAAUCUGCGUCUCCGUGAUCCCUGACGGAGAGACUCGUAAGAUCAAGCACCUCCGGGUCUUCCUCAUCACUGCUGCCUGGAGUAUCUUUGCCUACAUCUGGCUCUAUAUGAUCCUGGCAGUCUUCUCUCCUGGUGUGGUUCAGGUUUGGGAAGGCCUUCUCACUCUCUUCUUCUUUCCAGUGUGUGUCCUUCUGGCCUGGGUGGCAGACAGGCGACUGCUCUUCUACAAAUACAUGCACAAAAAGUACCGCACCGAUAAACACCGAGGGGUUAUCAUAGAGACAGAGGGUAACCACCCCAAGGGCAUUGAGAUGGAUGGGAAAAUGAUGAAUUCCCACUUCCUGGAUGGGAACCUGGUGCCCCUGGAAGGGAAGGAAGUGGAUGAGUCCCGCAGGGAGAUGAUCCGGAUUCUAAAGGAUCUGAAGCAAAAACACCCAGAGAAGGACUUAGAUCAGCUGGUAGAGAUGGCCAAUUACUAUGCUCUUUCCCAUCAACAGAAGAGCCGUGCCUUCUACCGGAUCCAAGCGACCCGUAUGAUGACCGGCGCAGGCAAUAUUCUGAAGAAGCAUGCAGCAGAACAAGCCAAAAAGGCCUCCAGCAUAAGCGAGGUGCACACCAAUGAGCCCGAGGACUUCGUCUCAAAGGUCUUCUUUGACCCAUGCUCUUACCAGUGCCUGGAGAACUGCGGGGCUGUACUCCUGACAGUGGUGAGGAAAGGGGGGGACAUGUCCAAGACCGUGUAUGUGGACUACAAAACCGAGGAUGGUUCUGCCAAUGCAGGGGCUGACUACGAGUUCACGGAGGGCACUGUGGUUCUGAAGCCAGGAGAGACCCAGAAGGAGUUCUCUGUGGGCAUCAUUGAUGAUGACAUUUUUGAGGAGGAUGAACACUUCUUCGUGAGGUUGAGCAACGUCCGGAUGGAGGAGGAGCAACCAGAGGAAGGGAUUCCUCCAAUAGUACUCAAUAGUCUGCCGUUGCCUCGGGCCAUCCUGGCGUCCCCUUACGUGGCCACAGUCACCAUCUUGGAUGAUGAUCACGCAGGCAUCUUCACUUUUGAGUGUGACACUAUUCGUGUCAGUGAGAGUAUUGGUGUCCUGGAAGUCAAGGUUCUGCGGACAUCAGGUGCCCGGGGCACGGUAAUCGUCCCCUUUAGGACAGUAGAGGGGACAGCCAAGGGUGGUGGUGAGGAUUUUGAAGACGUGUACGGGGAGCUGGAGUUCAAGAAUGACGAAACUGUCAAAACAAUUCACAUCAAGGUAAUUGAUGAUGAGGCGUAUGAGAAAAACAAGAAUUACUUCAUUGAGAUGAUGGGCCCCCGCAUGGUGGAUAUGAGUUUUCAGAAAGCGCUCCUAAUCAAUGAAUUGAAUAAAAUCAGGCUGCUAGAGGAGGUGACAGACAGGAAGCUGACUGUGGAGGAAGAGGAGGCCAAGAGGAUAGCAGAAAUGGGAAAGCCAGUACUGGGCGAACACCCCAAACUAGAGGUCAUCAUUGAAGAGUCCUUUGAGUUCAAGAAUACGGUGGACAAACUGAUCAAGAAGACAAACCUGGCCAUGGUUGUGGGGACCCAUUCCUGGAGGGACCAGUUCAUGGAGGCCAUCACUGUCAGUGCAGCAGGGGACGAGGAUGAGGACGAGUCAGGAGAGGAGAGGCUGCCAUCCUGCUUUGACUACGUCAUGCACUUUCUGACGGUCUUCUGGAAGGUGCUGUUUGCCUGCGUGCCCCCCACAGAGUACUGCCAUGGCUGGGCCUGCUUCGUUGUGUCCAUUCUCAUCAUUGGCAUGCUCACAGCCAUAAUCGGGGACCUGGCCUCCCACUUCGGCUGCACCAUUGGCCUCAAGGACUCAGUCACGGCUGUUGUGUUUGUGGCAUUCGGCACCUCUGUGCCAGAUAUGUUUGCCAGCAAAGCCGCUGCCAUCCAGGAUAUGUACUCAGAUGCCUCCAUCGGCAACGUCACGGGCAGCAACGCCAUCAACGUCUUCCUGGGCAUCGGCCUGGCCUGGUCCGUGGCCGCCAUCUACUGGGCCCUGCAGGGACAGGAGUUCUACGUGUCCGCCGGCACGCUGGCCUUCUCCGUCACCCUCUUCACCAUCUUCGCGUUCGUGUGCGUCAGUGUGCUCCUGUACCGUCGGCGGCCCCACCUGGGCGGGGAGCUGGGCGGCCCUCGUGGCUGCAAGCUGGCCACAACGUGGCUCUUUGUGAGCCUGUGGCUCCUCUACAUACUCUUUGCCACGCUGGAGGCCUACUGCUACAUCAGGGGGUUCUGA